AUGUCGUCCCCCGCGGCCGCGGACGACGGCGACAGCAGCUCUGACGACGACGCGUUCACUCCGCGCGGCCCCCCGCGGCUGUCGUUGAGGCUCGAUUCCGUUCCGCGCGCGAUGGGCGCGCGCGCGCUCGCGGACGCCAGAUCUCGCGACGACGUCGGGGACUCGGAAGAAGGCGACGACGACGACGGCGUGCUGUCGCCGACGCUGAACUCGCACCUGAGCCGCCUUCGGAUGGCGAACGCGCUCAUCAAGAGCCCCGCGGCGGGGGGAUGGCGCGGCGGCGGCGCCAGCGGGAACGGGAACGGACGAGAGAUGCUCCUCAUCGCGAGGAACGCGCGCGAGCAGGCGAAGGAGAAUGUUUUUCUUCGCGCGCGCGUGAAGGAGCUCGAGGACGAGGCCGGAGAGCGCGACGAGCGCAUACGCGCGCUUCAACACCACGAGAAGCGCGCGGAGAACGCGAAGGCGACGUGCGUCGCGCUCAAAGCGCACGCGGCGGCGCACGCGGCGGCGGCGGAGCAGCUCGCGAGGGAGCUCGAGCGCACGAGGGAGAUCGAGACGCAGUCCUCGCUCGAAGCCGUCGCGCUCGCGCAGAAGACGACGAAGCUUCAAAACGAGGUGAGGGAGUCCGCGCGCCGCGCCGCGCUCGCGGAGGAGAUGAUGCUCGGGAUGCAGCACGAGGGGAUCGCGGCGCUGGAGCAGUCCGAGGAGACGAUGCGCAGACUCCGCGCGAGGAUCACCUCUGAUGAGAAGGAUGAAAACGCACCCGGCGACGCCCCCACGCUCUCCGGUCUGCUCGACCGAGCGAUGCGAGAGGCGUCCGUGCUCAGGGACGCGGUCAUGGCCGCGGCGUCGGAGGCGGGGCGGUGGCGCGCAGAAGCGUCCCGGGUAGACCGCGAGCAAGAAGACUCCGAGAUGGAGCGCGCGCUCGCCAACGCGCUCGCGGAGGUCACCGCGUUGAGGGAGGAGAACGCGUUCCUUCGCGCGGACCUCACCGCGCUUCGGGAGGGCAUCGCCGCGGAGGAACAGGCGCAGGAGGAGGAGUCCGACGGCGUUCCUCCUGAUGUCACGGGGGAGGGGAACGAAGAUGACGGCGCGACGGGGGGGGAAGAGGAGAAGGCGGAGGGCGGGGGCGGCGAGGACGCGCGCGCCGCGACGCCGCCGAGGGCGAAGCGACAGCCGACGCCGCGAAAGAAGUGGGGGUCGCCAUCGUUCAGCAAGCGCUCGAGGGAGAUGGACAAGGAGAACGUCACGAAGUUUCGGAACAUGAACGGCGUCGUCGUGGACGUGUUGACGACGACGACGACGUGA
Micromonas pusilla CCMP1545 is the source of this 1308-nucleotide messenger RNA. RefSeq lists its product as uncharacterized. The transcript has a single exon. NCBI's taxonomy places the organism in Eukaryota, Viridiplantae, Chlorophyta, Mamiellophyceae, Mamiellales, Mamiellaceae. The record is from RefSeq and is a predicted model, not a curated record. The coding region runs from base 1 to 1308 and encodes 435 amino acids.